This is a messenger RNA of Ostertagia ostertagi, 261 nucleotides long. NCBI's taxonomy places the organism in Eukaryota, Metazoa, Nematoda, Chromadorea, Rhabditida, Trichostrongylidae. The record is from the annotation of a GenBank genome assembly.
AUGUCGGUGUAUCGGAACGGGAAACUGUUGAAGCGAAGCGAACCGUUCUCGGGUUUCAGACGUUUCCUCGUCGUGAACGUCCACUCAGUAAUGAUGACGCGAAGCCGAAGACCGUCCACCUUUGGGCGAGCACACAGGCCGACCAAUCGCCAUAUCCGAAACUGCCUGAAGACACAAGAUCUUGUAACCUCUGGAAAGGCUCACAGAUCGUUGAUAGGCACAGAAUUCGCGCUGAGUAUCAGCGCCGCCCAAAGGCCGUAG